CUGCUGCUUCCGGGAACAUGGCCGGCUAAACAAUGACAAAAGUCUCUUUCCUCAAAAUCAAGAAGAAACUUUUCGAAAUGCAAACUACUUGGCUUAACAAAAGUGUUUGGAUUCAGUGCGUGCAAUUAGGUCGUUUAUUUGGUUUACUUCUGCAUGCAUGUUGUUUAAGGUGAUGUUUGAGUCGGACUAACUUGGCUAUCUUGCCAGCGAAGGUAGCCAACUUUUCACAUUCAGCAGAAUUAGCCUAAAACGUUAGCUAGCAAAUGCGAAGUGGCUUACAUGUCAACAUAGCUAGGAACAUACGUAUUGCUAUUGGCUGUUACACUUGAAGCCCGCAACUGAUUUAUUAAGUUCCACGAUCGACACGUUGCAGUGCUGGCUUGUGUAACGUAGAUGCGUUUAAUUUUUAUCGGGGUGUCUCGCUGGUUGAUUGCUAUGUUUUCGCAGCUGCGUACAGCUGUCUAGCUAGCUUGAUUGACAUUAAUUUCAAUGGCUCACUGUAGUUCAGAUCCAAGUGGGAAGGUACCCCGUCCAGAUAGCUUAGUGUUGAUGGCAGGAUCUCCUGGAAGCGUUGAUCAGGCUAUGAAGCCGGUGUUGUUUGAAAUAUUUGGAGAGUUUUGGAACGUCCAGACCCGGCUAGGGCAAGGCGUCUCAGCCUCAGUAUACCGUGUGAGCUCGGGGAGGGCGAGUACGGCCGCGGUUAAGGAGUUCCAGGCUGACACUCAGAGUGGAGAUUACGGGUACCAAAAGGAGAGGUCCGUGCUGGAAGACAUACAAGGACACAAAAACAUCGUAACGCUGUACGGGGUGUUCACCAACCGCAGCCAGGUGGGUGUGGCCACGCACUGCCUGCUGCUUGAGCUGCUGGACGUCAGUGUGUCUGAGCUGCUUGUGAGGGCCAGUACACAAAGCCGAGCCUGCAGCCCCCAGUGUGGUGGUUCCCAGAAGCAGGGCCACUCAAUGUGGCUGGUGCAGCACUGUGCCAGGGAUGUCCUGGAGGCCCUUGCCUUCCUCCAUAGAGAGGGCUAUGUUCAUGCCGACCUCAAGCCCCGCAAUGUGCUCUGGAGCGCGGACGAUGAGUGCUUCAAACUCAUCGACUUUGGCCUCAGCUUCAAAGAGGGCAACCAGGAUGUGAAAUACAUCCAGACAGAUGGGUACCGUGCCCCGGAGGCUGAGCAUCAAUACUCCCUGGCCCAGGCGGGGAUGGAGAUGGAUGGUGACUCUGGCUGCUCGGCCGCUGUGGACCUCUGGAGCUUGGCAAUCGUCCUGUUGGAGAUGUACUCAGGCAUCAAACUCAAAGACACCGUCAGGACACCCGAGUGGAAGGACAACAGUGCAGCAAUAGUCGACCAGAUCUUUGCCAGUAACAGUGUGGUGGUUCCUGCCAUCCCUGUCUAUCACCUCCGAGACCUUAUCAAAAGUAUGCUUCACAACAACCCCAAGCACAGAGGCACAGCCGAGAAGGCCCUGCUUAGCCCCUUCUUCAGCAUUCCUUUUGCUCCUCACAUAGAAGACUUGGUUCUGCUUCCCUCUCCUGUUCUGCGCCUGCUCAACCUGAUUGAUGACGGCCACCUGCACAAUGAGGAGGAGUAUGAAGACAUCUUGGAGGACAUGACGGAAGAGUGUCAGAAGUAUGGCUCUGUGGUCUCUUUGCUCAUCCCCAAGGAGAACCCAGGCAAAGGACAGGUGUUUGUAGAAUACGCUAACGCAGGCGACUCCAAAGAGGCCCAGAGACUGCUGACGGGGCGGACCUUUGACGGGAAGUUUGUCGUUGCCACGUUCUACCCCCGGAGUGCUUACAAGAGAGGCUAUCUGUACCAGACCGUGCAGUGAACACACACACACACACACACACACACUGUCUGCUGAAGAGCACAGGCCUAGGCCUCAGUCAGUCACUGUCAUGAUGUGUAUAGUCAUAUCAGAUCACCACUCUGCUUUCUUCAGCCUCUAGAGCCAGAGUUAACCUAGUGUGUCCUGUAGCUUUACUGUAUGUAGCAACAGUCUGCGAAAGGAAAGAUUUGUAUAAUCCAAUCUUCCAUGUCCUGCUAUGGGGAUGUAUACUGCUGGAUGCUACGGUUGACAGAUUCAGAUGGGUCAUAUAUUUAUCAUAGCUGGCUUGACUUUUGAUAAAUGGAUCCUCACUGGCCAAAACUGCACACUGUCCCACUUUGCACACUGUGCUCAUGUCAAACCCUGAAAAAGAUAAUUACUUGAUGUCCACCGAUCUUGAAGAGCACAAGUACAGUACCAAGUACCCUAUGGGUUUCGUAAAUCCAGCAAGCAGUUUGGAUUGAAUAGGGCCCUAGUUUUGUCUGUUCGCAAUGGCUUGAAUAUCCUAUAUUUAUUAGUGUAAAUUAAACCGUUCCUGAUUGAUUGAUCUUGGGUCUCUUGUUAAAAGCUGAGCCACAAUUUCAUCUUGUCCAAAGUUACCUUCCCAUGACCUAUUUUUCUAUGAGAUGUUUGUUUUGAGACUUGAAUUCCAAAGGUACCACUCCAGAUCAUCAGUAGAAUCACGCUGAGUUCUAGAACGUUCUGAGCCUAAACUCCAACCACUCAACGUCAGCACUUUUCUGUGGUACAUGGAAAAAUAUAAAUUUCUUUGUUAUUUCUGACAUUUUUUAAAUCUGGUUUCUACCUUCUAUACUAUUAUUACAUUUUGUCCAAGUUGACCCAUAUACUACUUAUACUCCAGAAUGGCUGCGCUGAUGUGAGUGGAAGUUAACAGUUUUUUCCACGAUAUGUUAUGAAAGGAAUGGGUUAUUUCUUUAGCACUGUACGAUACAAAGCAACAAGCUUACUUUACGUUCAGAACCCAUGGAUAGGGUUUUCACAGUUGAAUAUUUCAGUUGAAGAGCAUUCGAGCUGACCGUUUCGUAAAACCGUAGCCGACCGUCAGUUCUACCUGACGUCUGUGAGUUAGUCUACAUGACAAACCAAUGUGUGAGAGCUGUGCUAGUGUAGGUAUUUGUUGAUUAUGGUGAGAUUAUAGAUUAAUCCAAUACUGCAGAGUUUUGUAUCCUAUGUUGUGUGUGGGAGAUGUUGAAAUUAACUUAUCAGUUCAUUGCAUGCAACAUUGUUAUGUUAGGGGCAGUAUUUAUUCAGACAGUCUUCCCCUUGUCUGUCUGCUGCUCAUAUUCAGUCCAAUAACAUUGUGAAUCUUAAGCGUAAAUCAUAGUCCACAAACGCUGAGACUCGAUAGUCCGGCGUCCCAUUGUGGCAUAGCGAUGCAGCUCUGAAACACCGUCUGUGGGGACACACAGCCCGAGCGCUCACCACCCCACAAUUCCCAGCCAACACGGCUAUUCAUUUGAAUGUGUUGACAGCUGGCGAAAAUGCUUAUGCUGCCCUGAGAAUUCUAAAAGUAUGAAAGCCAAGGGUCCAAUAUUCUAGAACACUGCUGUGCAUACACGUACACAUUUUGGACUAUGAUGGACGCUUCUGGUUGGGCACAGAUGCUUCUGAAUGAGUUGGCUGUCAUUGAACAGGCUAAAGCUCCGUCCUGCCUGCCCAGCCUCUCCAGAUGUUUGAGAAAGAGACCAUAUAUUAACAUGAGCAGAAACAACAUUCUGGAUAUUCUGCAAUUUACUCCAUUUGUAACUAACACUUCCAGUCAACAGCCGCCAUGUGACAACUGUCGAGGCUGAUUGAUACUGUUGACAACAUCCUGCCUAAAUGUGAAAGCACUGACUAGGACUUAUGGGUGACCGGUCAUAACAUUGAUAUGUGAGGUUAUCCCAUACCAAAUGUAGUCCACUGCCUUAGCUGCCUUCUCUGUGUUAUCUAGUCUAACACUGUAAUGUUGCCAUUUAGUUUCAGCACACUGUCCCUUCAGUGUGUUAUUCAAAGUAGAUCCCAAUGAAAGCCUUCAUAGUUUCCUUCCUGAUCUCCACAACCAUGGCGCAUGAUGAUGACAUUUCUUUAUGCAAACAUUUUCAGGGAGCUUCUUUGUUUUUCGUUUACACUAUGGGUCAGUUAUCCUAAUACAGUGUCUGUUUCUUUACUUCUAUGUCUUCUGAUAUACUAAUAUGAAAACAUUCUAUGUAUCUGAUAAAGCUUUUAGAUUUGUGGGCGAGGCGGUAUCUGGUGUUAGCCCAUAGCUAGCAAGAUUGACAAACUUCUAUAUGAUAUUUGUUAUAAUAGCAGCGAGUGUAAUAAGAGUUUUAGCAUGCAGGUGGCAGGGCAGGAUUCCCCUGGACAGUGACUAUGCCGUCAAUACUGAUCAGGGAAAACCAGUACAACUACAUAGGUACAGACACUACAUGAGAAGGAGAGCGACAGUAACAGAGAGAGAGAGGGACCUGUGCUGUAAGUCCGAGUACAUACAGUUGAAGUCGGAAGUUUACAUACACCUUAGCCAAAUACAUUUAAACUCUGUUUUUCAACAUUUCUGACAUUUAAUUCUAGUAAAAAAUGUCCUGUCUUAGGUCAGUUAGGAUCACCACUUGAUUUUAAGAAUGUGAAAUGUCAGAAUAAUAGUUGAGAAUUACUUAUUUCAGUUUUUAUUUCUUUCAUCACAUUCCAAGUGGGUCAGAAGUUUACAUACACAAUUAGUAUUUGGUGGCACUGCCUUUACAUUGUUUAACUAGGGUCAAAAGUUUCAGGUAGCCUUUCACAACCUUCCUACUAUAAGAUGGGUGCAUUUUGUCCCAUUCCUCCUGACAGAGCUGGUGUAACGGAGUCCGGUUUGUAGGGCUCCUUGCUCGCACAUGCUUUUUCAGUUCUUCCCACAAAGUUUCUAUAGGAUUGAGGUCAGGGCUUUGUGAUGGCCACUCCAAUACCUUGACUUUGUUGUCCUUAAGCCAUUUUUCCACAACUUUGGAAGUAUGCUUGGGGUCAUGUCCAUUUAGAAGACCCAUUUGCAACCAAGCUUUAACUUCCUGACUGAUAUCUUGAGAUGUUGCUUCAAUAUAUCAACAUAAUUUUCCUCCCUCAUGAUGCCAUCUAUUUUGUGACAUGCACCAUUCCCUCUUGCAGCAAAGCAUCCCUACAACAUGAUGCUGCCACCCCAGUGAUUCACGGUUGGGAUGGUGUUCUUUGGCUUGCAAGCCUCCCCCUUUUUCCUUCAAACAUAACGAUGGUCAUCAUGGCCAAACAGUUGUAUUUUUUUUCUUCAGACCAGAGGACAUUUCUCCAAAAAGUACGAUCUUUGUCCCCAUGUGCAGUUGCAAACCGUAGUCUGGCUUUUUUAUGGUGGUUUUGGAGCAGUGGCUUCUUCCUUGUUGAGCGGCCUUUCAGGUUAUGUCGAUAUAGGACUCGUUUUACUAUGGGUAUAGAUACUUUGUACCUGUUUCCUCCAGCAUCUUCACAGGGUCCUUUGCUGUUAUUCUGGGAUUGAUUUGCACUUUUCACACAAAAGUACGUUCAUCUCUAGGAGACAGAACGUGUCUCCUUCCUGAGCAGUAUGACUGCUGCGUGGUCCCAUGGUGUUUAUACUUGUGUACUAUUGUUUUGUACAGAUGAAUGUGGUACCUUCAAGCGUUUGGAAAUUUCUCCCAAAGAGGAUCCAGAUUUGUGGAGGUCUACAACUCUUUUUCUGAGGUCUUGGCUGAUUUUUUUUCUUUUGAUUUUCCCAUGAUGUCAAGCAAAGAGGCACAGAGUUUGAGGGUAGGCCUUGAAAUAUAUCCACAGGUACACCUCCAAUUGACUCGAAUUAUGUCAAUUAGGUUAUCAGAAGCUUCUAAAGCCAUGACAUAAUUUUCUGGAAUUUUCCAAGCUGUUUAAAGGCACAGUCAACUUAGUAUAUGUAAACUUCUAAUCUACUGGACUUGUGAUGCAGUGAAUUAUAAAUGAAAUAAUCGGUCUGUUAACAAUUGUUGGAAAAAUUACUUGCGUCAUGUACAAAGUAGAUGUCCUAACAGUCUUGCCAAAAAUAUAGUUUGUUAACAAGAAAUUUGGUUGAAAAAUUAGUUUUUUUUAAUCAAUUGUUUUAAGCACAAUUUUGAAAACAGGGCCCGGUUUGUCAAAACACUACACACAAUUAGCACAACCCUACCCCAAAGUAACACUUCAGAUCAUUUGCAAAAUUAUACACAACUUCAUAAAAAUAAUAUUUUGUUACCAUAUGAAACACACAUUUCAUAAAACACUUUUAGCAAGUCUAAUUGUCAGUGAUUAGAGUACUGUAAAUGAAGUACACCCGAGAAAGUGCAACUAUACAAACACUACAGACUGAGGAAAAUAUCAUGUAUUUCUCUCCAUAUACCCAAAUCAGUCAACAUGGAGAAUCACAACAAAACAUGUCCCAGUUUUCAUGCUACUACAGUAGUGUGCAUAACACUGUUAGCUCGGCAAACAGCAGACAAAUGUAAAAUACUGUAUCCAGUACAGGUUACAAUUACAGUAAAUAACAACCAACAUAAAAAAAAAUCUAAACUGACAAUAUUGUACAGAAAAUAUUGGAUCUGGCCAGAGAAUUAUCAACAUCACAAGCAAUAUCGUUGUUAGCAAGACAACGUGGGAAGAACCGUCUUGAAUGUCGAAUCCAUCCUUGCACAGCUGCGGCGUCGACUUGGUCACAGGCGUCCUCCAUGGCCUGAAUGAGGGCUACCUGAGCCUGGGAUCGUAAACCUUCCACCGCCAUGCAGAGAAACUAUUCGAUAGGGUUUAGAAACGGAGAGUAUGGUAGAAGGUAUAGUACUGUCAACUGGAUGGUGUUGAAACCAGUUCUGGACCAAAGCAGAGCGGUGGAAUGACACAUUGUCCCAGAUGACCGUGUAUUGCAUCUGGUGCAUUUCAUUACCUGCUGUGCCGAUGUGGUGCAAUCGGUCCAAAAAUGCGAGAAUGUGAGGUGUGUUGUAAGGGACCGUUUUGGCAUAACGGUGGACAACCCCGUGCUGUGAAAUGGCAGCUCAAAGGGUGAUGUUACCCCCACGUUGCCCUGGGACAUUGAUUAUAGCCCUGUGGCCAAUGAUAUUUCUGCCUCUCCUUGCUUUUGUGAGAUUGAACCCUGCCUCAUCAAUAUAUAUGAAUUCAUGCAGGAUUUCCUCUGCGUCCAUCUGCAAAACUCCCUGAAAUACAGUGAAAGACAAGUGUGUAGUUCAGGAUAGGUCUAGUUUUCAGUCAAUGUAAAAAAAAGUCAUGUGUGCAGUAUGCAACAUCACAGUGCUAAAGUGAACAAUACAAACCUCCACAUACUCAUGCCGCAGCCAUUUGACCCUCUCUGAAUUCCGCUCAAAAGGCACUCGAUAAAGUUGUUUCAUUUGAACCUGAUGUCUUUUCAGGAUGUGUGCCAGUGUUGACUGAGAGACCUGAUGGACAUUAUUGAAAAUGGCAUGGUCACCGAUAAUGUUUGCUUGUAAUUCUCUGAGCCAGAUGGCAUUAUUGGCCAAAACCAUGUUUAUUAUCUCUUGUUCUUGCGUGAAUAUGGGCCCCCUUCCUCUUUGUUGUUCCCGACCCUCAAUCCUAUGUAGAGAAUAAUACAUGUAACUUACUGUACAAUGUCACAGGACGGGGAAUCACAAGUGCUGACAAUAAGCAGCUGAUUACUGUAACUGUAGACAGAUCUUUUACCUGUUUUCCUGUCAAAGUCCUUAUGACAGAUGCCACUGUAUAUCUGCUAAGAUUUGUCUGAACUCUCAGUCCAGCCUCCCUCAGCGUCAAUCCAUGGUUCACAACAUGGUCCACUAGUGUUGCACGAAUGUCAUUUGAUAAGUUUCGUCCUCUUCUUCUUUGUGCACGUUCUCCUCCUGCUUCAGGUCUUCCUCGAUCUCUGGCUCGGCCUCUGCCUCUUCCUCUACUUCCUUCUCCUCUCACCCUCACUCUUCUUCUGACUCCCAUUUUGGUUGAAGACAGGUGAACCUACCUGCUGCAUUUUUAUAGUGCUUAAACCUGAUUGGUGCGUCUACAAUUCAGCAAUCAUGUGUUUGCACCUGAUGGCUGUGUUUAACAGAUUGGCUCAUAGGUGUGGUACUUUGACAGUCAGUGCUUUGGAAUUGCAAGGGAGUGACAUCAUGAUAUACUUCUGUGUCUGAUGUAUACAAGGGUGUUUAGUGUUUUGCAAAUAGUGUGAAGCUGACAAUGUGCUUACAGUUGUGCAAAUCUAACCUUGUGUUUUGCUCCUUGAGUGUAAGGUUUUGCUAAUUGUGGGAAAAGAUCAAUUUAGUGUGUAAUCAAUCGUAAAAAACAAAUGACUCCAACCUAAGUGUAUGUAAACUUCCGACUUCAACUGUACCAUGCUGCUUUGAGCUCGAGACUUUCUUUAGGCCACAGACUAUUCUCAUCUCUAGUUAGAUGUUUCAUAUCCCGGGGCUGUGUCGGUAAGACUAAAAAGCUUCCUAGCUAAGUAGUACUGUACGCUCUUGAAUAAAAUAUCCCAGUUUAUGGCCUAACUCCAUAUUGAGAGAUGGCAGAAUUAUUGUGUAACUUUCUUUUGGAAAGUUUUAGAAUUGUUACUGAGCAUCCACCCAACCCAAAUCUAUUCAGUAAUGGAUGGAAGAAGUGACUGUUUGCAGACACCCGGGGCAAUCCGUGCUUGUCUGUCAGCCCUAUCUAUCACUGUUCUAUUCUGCUCCAGUUCUGACCUCUAACCCCCUGACCUGAUAGUCCAGCAGAGGACCAGAGACUUGUUAAUAUGCAUAAAGCCCCUCUCCUUGGGAUUCUCAGAUUCUGCCUAAUGGAUAGAAUGGCCUGGUCCUCAUCCAUAUACACACAGGCAGCCUUAUAAAUACACUUGGCUUUGAUGAUGAGGGGUCAAGGGGAGGCCGGGAGUGGGCUAGGGGGUAUUAGGCAAAUGAGGGGGGAGGGAGGUCACUGGGUUACUCUGUAUCAGUGGGGGGAGGCGAUAGCGUCCAAGCUGACACAACACUCCAUCUCUCUUGUUCUCACUCAUUAGAAGUUAUUGUUGACCCAAGUUACUGCAGUAACACACAGGUAGGUAUAAAGGUUAGAGAGUAGAGUGUACUUUAUUUUCAUUUCAUUCAUUUCUAGUGGUUUGAAUGAGGGGAGGCUUCCUGCAUCCUCCCAGCUGGUUGUUGAUUAGCAUUAUGUUUCAUUCAGGUUUAUUAGCGAGAAGUGCACUUAAGCUUAUACAGGAACUCUGAACUCCACUGAAUUGAGCCAAACCAUGAUUUACAGCACUGAUUAAAUGAAAGCGGAAUCUCAGUUCGAGCAAUAUAAUUUAGGACGUAGUCUCCAAAGACCACAGCACUGAUACCAAUGUGUUAUCAAUCAUGUCCCUUCCCCACUGAAAGACAAUCAUGAUGAUUAUCACUGUUGCCUUUUAUUUUUAUUUUUAGCAUCCUUUUGUCUCCUUUGGGUUUUGUGAAAGCCUACUCCAUUGAGCGGCUGGCAGCCCCCCUGUUACAAAGAACAACCGCGUCUCCAACACAACUUGAUCUGACUUAAAUGUAAUGUGAAUAUUUCGCUCUGAGAAUCCCUCCACUCACACUAACUGAUCUGUCAAAUCUGCAUUAUUAAAGGCACAUAUUAUGAGUAUGAAACGUGUGUGUGUGAGACCAUGUAUUGCCUCACAGAACUCUGUUCUGAGAUUGAUUAUACAUGUUCUUAUUGUCGUUUGCAUUAUCUCACAAUAAAGAACGCUUGACUUGA
Messenger RNA from Oncorhynchus nerka (sockeye salmon), 9549 nucleotides. Its product is annotated as serine/threonine-protein kinase Kist-like. Gene Ontology annotation, molecular function: ribonucleoprotein complex binding; RNA binding; protein serine/threonine kinase activity. Gene Ontology annotation, biological process: regulation of protein export from nucleus; positive regulation of translational initiation; peptidyl-serine phosphorylation. Gene Ontology annotation, cellular component: neuronal ribonucleoprotein granule; nucleus. The coding region runs from base 490 to 1833 and encodes 447 amino acids. The transcript has 8 exons. The record is from RefSeq and is a predicted model, not a curated record. NCBI's taxonomy places the organism in Eukaryota, Metazoa, Chordata, Actinopteri, Salmoniformes, Salmonidae.